Messenger RNA from Tilletiopsis washingtonensis, 3400 nucleotides. RefSeq lists its product as hypothetical. Gene Ontology annotation, molecular function: protein binding; guanyl-nucleotide exchange factor activity. The record is from RefSeq and is a predicted model, not a curated record. The coding region runs from base 204 to 3395 and encodes 1063 amino acids. The transcript is spliced from 5 exons. Gene Ontology annotation, cellular component: division septum; nucleus; cytoplasm. Gene Ontology annotation, biological process: intracellular signal transduction; septin ring organization; establishment of cell polarity. NCBI's taxonomy places the organism in Eukaryota, Fungi, Basidiomycota, Exobasidiomycetes, Entylomatales.
CGCUCCUCGUCUGCGCCUCUCGCCUCAAGAGGCAGUGCGCGGCUGACACAGCUCCGCGCCGGCUCCUAGCUCUGCACCUGCCGGUCCGGGACCUCUAGCUCGCUGCUGCGUGCACACGCCGCUCGUCGCCCGCAAGUGCUGCCAGCGACCAGCGUCCGCACACGGCGGACUGCUUGCCUUGCGGCACGUCUCGGCCUCAGAGCAUGGCCGUGACGACUGCCUCGGCGUUCAGACCCACACGCAAACAGAGCAGCGGAGCGCUUGCGGCCUUCACCGACACCGACAUGCUCUCUCCCUCAGGCGUGCCCAGCAUGACGUCCUACGGCGACCCGGUUGCGCCCUCGUAUGCACGCAACGGCACGCCGGGCAGCGCCGGGCCCAGCCGGCCCUCCUUUGGCGCAGCAGGCGGCCCGAGCAGCGCAGACGGCGGCAUCGGCGCCAGCCUCAUGUCCGGGCCCGGCGGCUCGCUGCUGAUGAACGGCGCGCCGCAGGCGGCCAACACGAUUGGCAACAAGCCGGCCGUGGCGGGCAGCAGCCUGUACCAGGCGUGCUUGGCACUGCGCGACCGCCUGUGGUGCGUGCAGGGCUUUGGCGAGAACUACCUCUCCGAGGCGCUCUCGACGCCCAGCACGCCCGCCACGCCGUCGCCCUCGGCGAGCGAGCCCGCGGCCAGCCGGCCGAUCUCGAGCUUCGACCCUGUGACGCAGCUGUGGCAGCUCUUCCGCCUCGGCGCGCCGCUCUGCGCGCUCUUCAACCACCUGAAGCCCAACACGGCGCUCACGAUCAAUCCGGACGCGAACCGCAGCAACGCAAACGAGUGCAAGAAGCAGGUGGCCAAGUUCAUCAUUGCGCUGCAGAACGAGCUGCAGUGGGACCCGGAUGACUGCUUCACUGUCUCGCAGCUGUACUUGAACGAUACCAACGGCUUCGUCAAGGUGGUGCGCACGAUCUCGAAGCUGCUCGACAUCUUCGAGGCGCGCGGCCUGCUGACGGCGCCGGCGCACGCGCCUUCGGCCUCUGCCGACGUGCUGGAGAAGCCGAGCGACGACCGGGCGUGGAUUGUGCGCGAGCUGCUCGACACGGAGCGCAAGUACGUGCAGGACCUGGAGGUGAUGCAGAACUAUGCGCGCGCGCUGGGCCAGCACGACAUCCUGCCGCCCGACACGAUCCACGCGCUGUUCGGCAACCUCAACACGUUGGUGGAUGUCAAUCGGCGCUUCUUGAUCUGUGUGGAGGAAAACGCGCGGCGGCCUGCUGAUGAGCAGCACUUUGGUCAUGUGUUCCAGACGAUGGAGAGCGACUUCUCGGUGUACGAGCCGUUCUGCGCAAACUACGCGCAGGCGCUGGACAUCAUCACUGCCGAGGCACACAACAUCACACGGCUGCGUGGGCUGCCGGCUGCUGAGGGGUGCUACCUCGACCCGUCGUACGAGCUGCCGACAUUCCUGAUCAAGCCGGUGCAGCGCAUCUGCAAAUACCCGCUGCUGCUCGAGCAGCUGCAGAAGAAGACGUCGCCCGACGCGCCCUACUACCAGGAGCUCGUCGACGGCAUCCACGUCAUCCGCCGCAUCACCGACAAGGUCAACGAGACGCGGCGCCUGCAGGAGAACAUCCAAAUCGUGCGCGAGCUCGAGCUGCGCGUCGAGGACUGGAAGGGGCACAACAUCAACACGUUUGGCCCGCUGCUGCUCUCCGACGUGUUCCUCGUCGCCAAGAGCGACACGGAGCGCGAGUACCACGUGUACCUGUUCGAGAAGAUCCUGCUCUGCUGCAAGGAGAUUCUACCGAACCAGCCCAAGAAGAACUCGAAGAGCAACAGCCUGCUCAAGCAGAAGACAACGGCCGCGCAGACGCCGCCCGGCAAGAAGCCAAAGACGAGCCUGCAGCUCAAGGGCCGCAUCUUCAUCAACAACGUGACGCACGCCAAGGCGCACAACAAGACGGCUUCGGUCAUGGGACAGCCCGGCGGCUCGCACGCGCUGCAGGUCUGGUGGCGCGGCGACGUCGACCAAGAGUCGUUCAGCCUGCGCUGCAAGAACGAGGAGCAGCUCAAGCAGUGGCAGCUCGCGGUGAACAAGCUCAUCGACGAGGUCAACAUCCGCCGGCAGCACGUCGCGGCGCACUUCAGCCAGUCUGGCGCCAUGUCGCCGGCCAACAUGGCUGGACUGCACGGGCGCCGCAACACGGGCAACUCGUCGCACUUCCCGCAGACGCCGCUCUCCGAGAUCGCGCCGUCGUUCCCGUUCCUGCGCACCGACAGCCAGAUGAGCCACCGCACGCGCCUCGAGAGCGACGACAUGGACAGCGACCAGAUCGAGGGUGUGCGGGACAUGGCCGAGGGCAUGUCUCUCAACGGCCACUCGACUGGCGGGCGCAUGACGCCGCUGGGUGGCCGAUAUUCCACGCCGGCGGAGCAGCGGGAGCCGCCGUACCAGCAGGGAGAGGGCUCGCGGCCGCGCGCUCGGACGGAGGACCAGGACAGCUCGCUGAUGACGCAGUGGCGCUCCAACUCGCCCGCCAUGGCGCCGCCGCUGCCGCGGCCGUCGCACGCCAACGGCUCGGCGCAAGCGAUGGAGCAGCGGCAGCGCGAGCACGAGCACCAGCUGCGCAAGGCGUCGAGCAGCCGCCAGCUGCGGCAGCCGGGCUAUCCUGCGCCGCACACGAGCAGCGGCUAUCCGCGCCCGCCGCGGCACGGCGACUCGACCUCGCCCACGGAUCCCGACAUGCCAGACGACAUCACGGGCCGUGCGCGCGCAGACUCGUCGGCCAUGGGCCGGGCGCAGUCUGAUGCCGGGCAGCAUCUGCGCAACCGGUCGGCGAGUAACCCGAUGGCGUUCAAUCCAAACGCCGUCAACGAGAUGCCGCCGCCGGUGCCGCGAGCGCCGUACCCAGCACAUUUGGUCAACCACGGCAACGGAGAGCACGGCAUGCAUCGACAGCCACAUCUCGGCUCCGACAAGCGCUUCAGCUCGUCCAGCACAUCCACGCUCGAUUCGACGCACUCGCUCGGCUCGCUGCGCGGCUCGACGGCCGCCAGCUCGCCGAUCACGCACGCGCCCGCCUCGACGCGCUCGACGGCCAACUCGACGCCGACGCAACAGGCGCAGCGCUACUCGAACUCCAACGCCGUCAAGCUCUCGGUGCGCUUCGGCGAGGACCGCUUCGUGGUCGUCGUGCUGGCGUCGAUCAACCUCGUCGGCCUGCUGGAGAAGGUGACGAAGAAGGUGCGCGUCAUCAGCGGCCGCAAGCUCGACGGCGUGGCACUGCGCGUGCGCUACAUCGACGAGGACGGCGACAAGAUCCUCAUGCACGACGACGAGGACGUGCAGAUGGCCUUUGAGCUGGGCCGCCAGUCGGGCACCGACGUCGAGCUCGUUGUCACCACCACUGCGUAGUCGCC